Paramecium sonneborni is the source of this 228-nucleotide messenger RNA. The record is from the annotation of a GenBank genome assembly. NCBI's taxonomy places the organism in Eukaryota, Ciliophora, Oligohymenophorea, Peniculida, Parameciidae.
AUGGCAUAGAUUGGUGCAGCAAUGGAUAGUCUAGUGAAAAUUUACAAUAAUUUAAAACAAAGAAACACCGGAGAAGUUGUAGAUGAUUAAGGAUGUAAAAAGAUGGUUUAUACUUUUGUCAAAUAAGGACAAUUAGACGGACCAGGAAAAAUAGUUGGGAAAUGUGGAACCAAAAAAGACCAUGCUCGGGUUUUCUGUUGCCAAAAUUGUUUUUCACAUUAUCAAUGA